This is a messenger RNA of Penicillium salamii, 591 nucleotides long. NCBI's taxonomy places the organism in Eukaryota, Fungi, Ascomycota, Eurotiomycetes, Eurotiales, Aspergillaceae. The record is from the annotation of a GenBank genome assembly.
AUGCACCGAAAUACUGCCAUCGAUGUGAUUAUUGCCGAACACGCACUGCGUGAACAAGUUCAGCGCGAGGAAGCGAGGAAUAUUAGGGCCGCGGCCUGUGAGAAGUUGAUGGCUGCUGGAGACCAGAAAACUCGGCCCGAAAAUGUGAAAUCAACCCUCGAGCAGGCCCUGUACCGAGAAGUCUCUAUGCUUGAAGCGCCCGACAAACUUGUGUAUGAUGCCUUGAGGCGUGACCCCAAGUGGUUUAUGAGGAAACCAUUGGUCGAAGAUUGUAUUGACUCAGGUGGAUGUUGUAGCCGGCAAUGUGGAUGUUGCGCAAAGAGAUGUUCUGUGGGGGCCCAUAAGGUUCAAGGGCAUUGCACCUCGGAGUGCUGGUGCUGUGCCGAAUUUCGCGGUUACGAACUCUCGGGCCAACAGAAAAAGGAGAUCAGGCAGAACAUGGAAGCCCGGCUUCGCUAUGGUGGGAAUCGCGAAAUUUCGCCCUAUCUUCUGAGAAUAGCUAGCGGGUCUUUCGAGCCUUCAAAACCUCCAAACUCCAAGAAAAACCGGUGGUUCCGAACCGAGCGGAAGAUGGGCUUGAGCACGGAGUAA